AUUCUCCUCUCGGCGGAGUUAAAAAGUCCACACAGAUCACUAGGUCAUUCGUCCGAGGAGAAGACGAGACGGAAGGACGAAGAAAAUGGGAGACGAUGCGGUAUGCAAAGUAGUUCCAAACCUCCUUUCAUCAUUCGUAGACACAUUCGUCGAUUUUUCUGUAAGUGGCUGCUUCAUGCUCAAAAGCUCUUAUCUCGAUUCUGAUAAGAACGUUGCUAAACUCAAUGAUUGGAAGACGGAGAUGCCAGCUCCCGAUCGUCUGAUUGCGAUCGGAGAUGUUCACGGAGAUUUGGAGAAGACGAAGGAGGCAUUCAGGAUAGGGGGAUUGAUUGAUGGCUUCGAUCGGUGGAUCGGAGGGUCAACGACGGUUGUCCAGGUAGGGGACGUGCUGGAUCGCGGCGGAGAGGAGAUCCAAAUCCUGUAUUUCCUGGAGAAAUUGAAGCGAGAGGCAGCGAGGAGUGGAGGUAAGAUAAUAACGAUGAACGGGAACCAUGAAUUACUGAAUGUAGAUGGUAAUUUCAAGUUUACAACGGCAGAUAGUUUGAAGGAAUUCAAGAAAUGGGCGGAUUGGUAUUGUAUGGGGAACAGGAUGAAGGGACUGUGUGUAGGGUUAGAAAAACCUAAGGACAUUUAUGAGGGGAUUCCAUCAGUUUUGCCAGGAAUUAGAGAAGAAUUGGUUGAUGGAGUAAGAGCAAGAAUUGCAGCACUGAGACCGGGAGGUCCAAUUACUCGGAGGUUCUUGUCGAAUAAUGCGACUGUGUUGGUAAUCGGGGACUCCAUUUUUGUCCAUGGAGGUCUGUCGUCUAAGCAUCUUGAUUAUGGAUUAGACAGGAUAAAUGAGGAAGUGAAAGAUUGGAUGAAUGGAUUGGGGGGAGGACUUGCUCCGGAGCAUUGUGGAGAAGAUGGUGUAGUGUGGAUGAGGAAGUUUUCUGUUAAAAAGGUGAAGAAGAGUGAUUGUUCAGCUCUUGAACAUCUGCUCACUACCGUUCCGGGGGUGCAGAGGAUGAUCAUGGGACACACGCCGCAAAAGAGAAUCAAUGAUGAAUGCGAUGGCAAGGCGAUAAGGAUUGAUGUCGGAAUGUCUAGAGGCUGCGGAAAUCGCUUGCCAGAGGUUUUGGAGAUUACUCGGGGUAAAGGGUUGAAGAUUUUGUCAUCAUCUCCAGCAUAGUUGACACAGAAAAUAAGCAGAACUCAAAAUCCUUGAGGAUUUUUGUUUCUUCAAAACCUUUCCUUGCUACUUGCAAGCAUACUUCAAGUGUGCGUAUGAGUGCUUUGACCGGAGAAGAAAGCAA
Molecule: messenger RNA, 1292 nt
Organism: Carica papaya (papaya)
Lineage: Eukaryota; Viridiplantae; Streptophyta; Magnoliopsida; Brassicales; Caricaceae
Source: RefSeq, a predicted model, not a curated record